Molecule: messenger RNA, 4159 nt
Organism: Mobula hypostoma (lesser devil ray)
Lineage: Eukaryota; Metazoa; Chordata; Chondrichthyes; Myliobatiformes; Myliobatidae
Product: long-chain fatty acid transport protein 6-like
Exons: 10
Coding region: 65-1933 (622 amino acids)
Molecular function (GO): long-chain fatty acid transmembrane transporter activity; long-chain fatty acid-CoA ligase activity
Source: RefSeq, a predicted model, not a curated record
ACCAGGGAGGCUCAGGGAAGGAGGGAUCAGUGGUGCGCUGAGCGAGAGCAGACGCCCGGGCACUAUGCUGUCUGUGGUAGUAGCGGCGGCCGUGGCUGGAGCACUGGGUGUAUUUCUGCUACUAAAGCUCAAGUUGCCGAAUCUGUGGUACGAUGCGGUCUUGGCGCUCCGGGUCGCCAGCUUCAGCUUGAAACUGCUGCGAGGCUACUUCACCGGCAGGGUGGCCACCGUGCUCGAUCGACUCGAGCAGCAAUCGAAGUCGGACCCGGACAAGAUCUUGCUCCUGUACGAGGGCCGCACUUUCACUUACCGAGAGGUGGACCGAAGGAGCAACCGGAUCGCCCAGGUCUGCGCCCAGCCGUGGGCCGGGUUGCGAGCUGGGGACACUGUGGCGCUGCUGAUGGGCAAUGAGCCCGAUUUCGUGUGUGUUUGGUUCGGCUUGUGCAAGCUGGGCUGCGUCGCAGCGUUCCUCAAUACCACCUUGCAUGCACGGUCCCUGUUGCACUGCCUGGACAACUCGGGCGCCAAGACCCUCAUAGUCGGAGCAGAUCUGAUUGAUGCUGUGAAAGACGUUCUUGCAAACAUCAAGGAGAAGAAUAUAUCAGUAUGGGUCAUGGCAAAAAGUUGUGUAUACCAAGGAGUGGAUACUCUCGCAGAUAAAGUAGAAAAAGCACCUGAGAGUCCUGUGCCAGCAACGUGGCAAUCUACAGUCCAUUUGAACUCUGCCUUUCUUUAUUUAUUCACUUCAGGAACAACAGGCUUACCAAAGGCUGCUAUAGUAACCUGUCAACAGAUCUUGAAGGCAAGUGUUGCACUGGGGACUUUUGGAGUCACUAAGGAUGAUAUCAUCUACAUGCCGCUUCCUCUAUAUCAUGCUGCGGCCUCUCUCUUAGGAGUCUGUGGUUGCAUUGAGCUCGGUGCAACAUGUGUGCUGAAGAAGAAGUUCUCAGCCACCCAGUUCUGGAAUGACUGCAAAAAGUAUAACGUUACAGUAUUCAUGUACAUUGGAGAACUCUGUCGCUAUCUCUGUAAUCAGCCAAAGUCAGAAGGAGAGAAAAAUCACCAAGUACGCAUGGCUGUUGGAAAUGGCAUAAGGUCUGAUAUCUGGAAAGAAUUUCUCAUGCGUUUUGGCAACAUUAAGAUCUGUGAGUUUUAUGGUGCAACAGAAGGAAAUGUUUUCUUCAUGAAUCACACAGGCAAAGUGGGAGCUGUGGGACGAAGCACUUUUCUUCAUAAGGUAUUGCUGUCGUAUAAACUGGUGAAAUUUGAUGUUCUGAAUGAAAAGCCCAUAAGGAAUGAACAAGGAAGAUGUGAAAUAGUUAAAAAAGGUGAGGCAGGACUCCUCAUAUCUUCAGUGACUAAGUGGAAUCCGUUCAGUGGUUAUGUUGGAAACAAGAAGUUUUCAGAACAGAAGCUUCUCAGAGAUGUUUUUAAAAAGGGUGAUGUGUAUUUCAAUAGUGGGGACCUUCUGUCUGAAAGAGAAGAUGGCUAUAUUUACUUUUGUGAUCGGAUUGGAGACACAUUUAGGUGGAAAGGGGAAAACGUUGCAACCACAGAAGUGGCUGAAAUAAUUGGACUGCUGGAUAUGGUGGAAGAAGCCAACGUGUAUGGAGUACCUAUUACAGGAUAUGAAGGCAGGAUAGGAAUGGCAGUGAUCAUCCUGAAACCAGAUCAAGUGUUUGAUGGAAAAAAGAUAUAUAACCACGUCGUGAAACAUCUGCCAAGCUAUGCUUACCCCCGCUUCCUGAGGAUUCAGAAAACCAUGGAUAUAACUGGAACAUUCAAGAGAAAGAAAUUCAAAUUGGUAGAAGAAGGAUUUAAUCCGAAGAUAAUAAGUGAGCCUUUGUAUUUUCUGGAUACUAUCGAGAAAUCUUACAUCGCGAUGACAGAACAAAUCUACAACCAGAUUUUGUCAUUCAAGAUAAAAUUAUGAGCCAUAUUUUCGAUGUGCACAUUUUGCUGUUAUGACUACAGGAAUUCAAUAUGACCACUUGACUAGCAGAUAGUUUUCUGGCAUUAAUUUUAAUACCAAGUAUAUUUUAUCAGAAGAUGUAAUUUUUCAGUUGUUUAUGAUUUUAACUUGAUUUCUGUAACAAAAUGAAUCUUGAAAUUAAAUACAUUUUUAAAAAGGUUCUAAGCUAUUUAAAAGAAGUCUGCACUAGUUCUUUUUUGACCAAGCAAUGCUAUAAAUCCUCCCAGAUGGUUUCUGGUGUUGUCAUGCACCACCGAUAAGACACAUUUAAAUUCUUCACCCAGAUCCCAAUAAUCUUCUUAAAUAUACAGUUAUAAUCUUAAUCACAGUAUCCAUUUCAUUCCUACUAUCACUCAUCAACUCAUGUUCCUAGGGUGUCACUGGCCCUUGUGCCUCCUCCCAGCAUGGACUUCUGACCCACCAACCUGGGGGGGGGGGCUGCCUGACAUGGGGAGGGGAACAGCAGCCAUUGUCCUUACUUGUCUUCGUCCACAGAUGUCAUUUGUCACACAGCCACGUCGCUGGCCUUGGAAUGUGGGGCGGGGGCCUAGACUCUAGCCUGAUUGCUAAUGCCCUGCUCUGUCCCUAUGAAACUAAAAAAAAUUCAGUUGCUGUAAGUCUUGAGCCAUGAGUGUCCAGAAGAUGGAGGGAAUUACUGCUUGAUUGAGAUCAAUGAAUUAAAACCAUUCUCCAUCGAAGUUCCUGUACCAAGGUGAUGUAUUUAUUCACCGAGUUAUUCCGCACAAAUAAUAAUUUAAAUGUAAUAAGAAUUCCAUGCAGUUUCUUUGUAAACUUGUGCAGUUAGAAGCUUUUUUUCAUAUUUCAUGUAAUGUUUAUAUGUUUUAGCACCAUAUAAGGAGAGUUGUGGAUAAAUUUUUCCCCAAAAUCAACAGAUUUAUUUAAAUAGUCAUGAAUUUUAUCAUAAUGUUUCAGCAUUUAAAAGCUGAUUUUCCGUGAUUUCAAUUUUUGUACUUGUCUAUACUUUGAAUACAGUAAUUCAUUUAAUUAAAGGAUGCUUUUGCAAUUUUGAAUCAACUCCCAUACUGCCACCCAGUAAUUUGAUGAGCUAGGUGUGCCUGGACAAAUAAAGCAUGAAAUAAUUUCAAUAAGUUUUCCUCAACUUCUUUAUAUAUUAGAUGCUAUAAAAUUGAUAUCAUUUAAAGUUAUAGGAAUGUUGUAUUCUAUGCUUCGAGUAAUCCACACAAAAUGUAUUCUAUGUUGUAUUCUAUGCUUCGAGUACCAGCCACAAAAUCUGAUACAUUUAAACAUAAAUUAUUGAUACCAUAAGUAAUUAAUAUUCCUUGUCAACGUUAUAUAUUAAAAACAUGAAGCAUAAUAACAUUGACAACUGCACUAUUAUUCAUGAUUGAGAGAAAUUAUUUUUGUAUGGAGAUAUUAAAGUAUGUUGUUUAAUUUAUGUGUUCACGUAUCUGAAUUUCUUAGAAACACUUUACUGUAAACUUGGCUGAACUUGUUAGACUUUUGGACAGUUAUCUUUCUCAUGUGUCUCUCUCUUAAUCUAAUUCAGUAGUAGUGAAUUAAACAUGAGGAACGGCAGAGUUCUCAGGAAAUGGAAAGACAAGCUUGUUAGUUGAAACCUGCAUAUCACAUAAAGGUAAAUCUAAACUAUGCUCUAAUUGUGUUUCACUUGUCUAUUCCAACGCCAACAUCGUAAAACAGUUCCUUUUGAAAAAGAGGCUAUUCUGCCAGAAAAGUAGUACAGAAUUCUAAAGACGCUGUUAGGAUGCUAAAUCCGUGAUAUUUUAACUUUGAAGCCGGAGGAAAUAAUGGAAUACUUCUAAGAGUCAAUAUAAACCUCCACUUAGAAAAGCAGGGAUAUAUGGAUUUGUUCAAGGACAAUUGCACCUGACUGAACAGUUUAAAUUUUUUGAAUAGGUUUAAGGAAGGCCGUUGGAGAAAGUGCAUUUAAUAUAGUCUUAAUGUGGUCUACAUGAACGUUAACAAUGCCUUUGAGGUAUUGCAGACUGAUAAUGAAACCUCAUCAAUCUAAGGAAGAGCACCAUAUUGGAUCUAAUUAACUCUGGCAGAAAAUCAAGGGUAAUGGUUAACUGAUGUUUUUGUGGUUGGAAGGCAGAUUCUACAGGGCUCAGAACUGAGUCUCUUAGUUUUUGUAAUACUGUAUGUAUUUAUGAUUUAGACCUAAACGAAUAAAAAACAAAAAGAUUU